Messenger RNA from Mytilus californianus (California mussel), 1606 nucleotides. Its product is annotated as solute carrier family 22 member 5-like. Gene Ontology annotation, cellular component: membrane. The record is from RefSeq and is a predicted model, not a curated record. Lineage: Eukaryota; Metazoa; Mollusca; Bivalvia; Mytilida; Mytilidae. Gene Ontology annotation, biological process: transmembrane transport. Gene Ontology annotation, molecular function: transmembrane transporter activity. Bases 50 to 1597 code for a protein of 515 amino acids. The transcript has 9 exons.
GCUUCAACAACCGCUAGGACACUGCAUUGUGUCUUCCCGUCCACUGAGCAUGUCCUCAGUAAGUGAAUAUUUGGAGAAUACACUUGAGGAGUGCGGAGGACUCGGACGUUUUCAAUGGCUUCUUAUUGCCAGUAUAAUUGGCGGGAAAAUUUCAAUAACAUGGACAACAUUAAUGAUGUCAUUUGGUGGUGCUAUACCGGAUUGGUCAUGUCAGUGGGGAAAUGAUACAACUAUAUUACAAAAUAUAACUAUAGAAUCAAAGACUUGUCACCCCCCACAAAAUUACAGCGACCUUGCUUGUGUCAGAAAGGUUUACGACGACUCUAUGCAUACAGUCGUAAAUCAGUGGAAUUUAGUAUGCGACCGAGACUGGAUAACUCAAACAUUCACCACCAUUCAAAUGGGAGGACUGUUAGUGGGUGGUUUAAUAGCCGGACAAGUGGCUGAUAUCAUUGGCAGGAAACCUGCAUACUUCAUAUCCAUGUUUUUCUUGUUAUUAUUUAAUCUCGUGGCAGCAUUUUCAUCGAACUGGCAAAUGUUUGCCGCUUUUAGAUUUUUAAUUGGAUUGGCAAGUGGGUUCUAUUUGUCUGUGUUCUUCGUAUUUGUGGCAGAAUUCAUGCCUCGGAAAUAUAGAUCCAUGAUAAUGGCGAUCCCGGCAUGGCCGAUUUGGGCAGCAGCGUUUGGAGGAGUUUCAUACUUGAUACAUGAUUGGAAAUAUCUGCAUAUAGCCACUGCUGUUGUGACUGUUCCAUUUCUGUUUACCUGGUGGUUUAUCCCAGAAAGUUUUAGAUGGUUAGUUGCAAAUGAUCAAAUUGAAAAAGCAGAGGAAGUUAUCAGGAAAAUAGCCCGUAUCAAUAGAGCACCAGUACCGGACACAUCCAAACUUAAAAUGGUGGUAGAAAAUUCAAUAUCUCAUAAUAACAAAAAGUAUACAUUUCUGGAUAUAUUUCGUAACCCGGACUUCUUGAAAAAGACCAUACUCUUAGCUGUAUCCUGGAUAUCAUUUGGAUAUGGUUACUAUGCGAUAGCAUUUGGUGUGCAGCAGCUUUCUGGAAGUUUGUAUCUGAACAUGUUUCUUCUUAGUAUUGUGGAAAUUCCAUCACAGGUCAUAACAUAUUUCUUAAAUAAUUGCAUGGGAAGAAAAUGGACGACAUUUAUGUUUCUAGUCUUAGCAACGGUAUCAGGAACAGUUGUAGGUGUUGUGCAAAUGGUUGAUAUACCAGCGAAAGAUGGACUUAUCAACGGAUUUGCCAUGGCAACAAAGCUAUUCUUAGCAGCAGGAUGGUGUGCAUUGAUGUUAUUAACGACAGAAUCGUUCCCAACAGUAGUUCGGAACAUGGGUUAUGGUAUACAAAACUCAGUAACACGAGUAGGAAGCAUGGUGGCUCCACAAAUCGUAUAUUUAAGUCAGCAUAUAGAUGGGCUGAUGUACUUCCUAGUAGGAGCACUCAUGUUCCUAUCUGCCAUCUGUUUACUUGGCAUUCCAGAGACAAGAAAUAAAAUUCUGAGUGACACGAUCGAGGACAAGAAACACAAACAAUAUCAGAAAAACAAUCAAGAGGAAAAAUCUAAAGACUUUGUUUUACGUGAUCGCUAAUUUCAUUUA